UGGAUUUUUCUAUUUCUACCCCAGCGCCUCCUUCACCUUUCCAGCCUUUUUCUUCGAGACCAUCUACAAGGCAGUUCAAGGGAAAGCUUUCAACUUGGAAUCACAAACCUUCUACCCCGAAGGCGCAAACCUCGUUAGCUGAGAGGUGCCAUCUACUUCGAUUUCGAUUCCACCAAGGGCUUCAGGACAGGCAAAAUGGGUCGCUACGAAACCCUCAAUUCCAAUACCAAAGAUUUGGUGAACUGUCUUCUGCCCGGCAUCGCAUCAAACUUCGAGAUCGAGGAUGUCAUCGAAGUCAUUCCGGAGGACAUUCGUAUGCGCAAAUGGGACUGUGAGCGGCGUGAACAUAUCAAGGACGCCGCGGAGGAUGAUCCUCGCAACUGGGGGGUUCAACUCUUGAAGGAUCUCAUCACGAUCUCGCGCUUGAAGCAAGGAAACCUUGCCGAGUUCCAAGCUGACUUGAGGGCUCAGAUACUGCCACAUGAGGAAAAGCACCCGUGGGUUCGGUUGGCCGACAUCAAGGAGAUCAAGGAUAGGUACGAGAAGCCUGAGCGGGCAGAGGAGGAACUUGAUGUGCAAGAAGAAGAAGCCUCAGAGUCGGAUUAUGACUAUCAGCUAGAGGAGCUGGUAGAGUUGGAGGAGCGACCUAGGAAGCGCGGCCGCAGGUCAAAUGCAGAAAACGACAGUGAGCGCUUCCAAGCCCGCCAGGUAACGAACCGCGGACGAAAGAGCAAAACCAAGCGACUUCGUCGUGACCCAAGCGUCGGCUGGGAGCGACCUGGAAGACACAACUACCCCCACCCAGCACGCAGCGAAGAAUCCUAUGACCGUAGCGUCAGCGCCGUCCCUGUUAAUGCCGAUGAAUUGGACGACAUGUCUGUGGAAGAGCUUCAAGCUCACCUUGAGCUGGCUGAGGCCGAGUUGCGCACAGCUCGCAUGCGAGCCACUCUUCUUGGAAAACGGCGCAGGCUUGGUGGACCGCAUGACACCCCCCUUCUUAUCCAGUCGGCACCUGCCUACGAUGAUGACGAUGCGAUAAACGAGUAGCCAACACACCGAACACCGUCAUCAGCAAUAGGAUCGGACAAGCUGCGGAGAAUUAUUUGAACAAUUCACGCAGCUGAACACUCGGCCUCUCUGUCCCGCUGUCUGUCAAGCUACACCAAAAUUGCUGGAUAUGACAUGACUUGG
Messenger RNA from Aaosphaeria arxii CBS 175.79, 1191 nucleotides. RefSeq lists its product as uncharacterized. The record is from RefSeq and is a predicted model, not a curated record. The transcript is spliced from 3 exons. NCBI's taxonomy places the organism in Eukaryota, Fungi, Ascomycota, Dothideomycetes, Pleosporales. The coding region runs from base 196 to 1047 and encodes 283 amino acids.